GGUAUGAAGCUACAAGAAAUUCAGUCGAUUCGAUCGAUGUUUCAGAGUUUUGAUGAAGACAACAGUGGAUCGCUCACCCCAGAUGAAGUUCAGAGCGCCCUUAGUCGAUAUGGCCUUUCGAUUUCGCCGCAGGAGUUUGAAGCGGUGAUGGAAGCCUUCGACACAGACAAGAGCGGGAGCCUGGGGUUUGAGGAGGUAGUUGAGCUCUUCUUGUUUCUGAAAGCAAGCUCAAGCUCACAGGUG
Guillardia theta CCMP2712 is the source of this 243-nucleotide messenger RNA. RefSeq lists its product as hypothetical. The record is from RefSeq and is a predicted model, not a curated record. The annotation marks the transcript as partial. Gene Ontology annotation, molecular function: calcium ion binding. The transcript has a single exon. NCBI's taxonomy places the organism in Eukaryota, Cryptophyceae, Pyrenomonadales, Geminigeraceae.